UUUAACGGACAAAUUGUACAAUGAGAGGAGCAUUAUUUUUUCCCUACGUCUUUAUUUUGACCCAUGUGCUUCCAGCAUAUGGUGUGAUAAUGUUGUGCAAUUUCGAUGAAUUCGCAUCAAUAAAUGAUCACGCUGCUGUUGUAUGUGCUGCUAAAAGUAGCAGAGAAAUGACAGUAAGCAUAAAGUGUCCAAAGUUAGUAGGAGACGUCGAAUACUCAUGGCACCCUCAUGUGAUAAAUCCGCAUACGUGUAAUGUUAAAGCCUAUGUGAAGGUAGGCAAAGAUCUGGCAGAUGUUAAUUUAUCCGACGUGUUAAAAUCGGAGGAUAAUGAGCCAAUAUGGCGCUCAGAAGAGCAUUUGAAUUAUCAUAUUCUUCGCAUCACAACGAGAUAUAAUUACCAUUAUGUAAUGGGAGAAGACAAAUUGAUGUUUUUAUGUGCACCUAAAGACUUGGAUUUUAAUUCGACAUUAACUUCAUAUAUACUUAAUGAUAUAGACAUUGAUAGGUCACAUGUAAUUGAUUGGAUGGACAGUGCAACAUUAUACAACGAAUUAAAUGAACGAAAGACAGGUUUAGGAUUCUUUUUCAUGAACCGCGAUUACUUUCAACAACCCCUUCAAGGUUGUGGUAGUAGGUCAUCUAGUUUAUUUUUAGAUAAACAGUUGGUCGAUGUAGAUGCUGAUACUGGAGUGCGUUCAUGUGAAGUUGACCCAAUGUCAAGUACACCUAUUGGUUUCCUCUGCGAGGGUCGCAUGGAGCCUCCAGAGUGUAUGAAAUACCUUAUCGAUACUAACGGGAAAAUACGUCCUAACCGAACGGAGCGAUGGACUCUGAUGAAUCGUUCUACAUUAGUGGUUGCGCAGCCACUUACUUAUUUGGCAACAUCAUUGUUUGAGGGACAUUGUUUGUGCAUUGACCCACUAACUGAUAGGGUCCUUGCCAAGAUUGUGGUCAAGCCUCGGUACGAAUAUGUUUGCGACAUCAAUAACAUGUUGAUGAAGAAUCGGGUGCAGCCAAUCCAUAGCUUUUGGUGUUCCGUUACACUUCACCCUGGCAGUACGUUGACCAUUCGCUUUCCUCCUGACCCGAACAUUAUUCUCAGUGACACCACUAAUACUUCUACGCUACAGGCUGUAUAUCCAUAUGAAACACAGUUUAAACCUAGUACGUUGGAGCACCUACAUUCUUAUACUGGUACUACAUGGAAUAAGAGACUAGAAUCUGUGCCUUACCACGAUAGAAUAGUAGGAGAUGCUUUAGAGCUAGAUUUAUCUAUGUCUGAUAGAGGAUUAAUACGUAUAAUAUACAUGAGUGGUAAACCCCUAGGAACUAUCAAAGAUUACGACUCAAUAUUAUUUCACUGGCACUCAGUUCCUUUCAACAAAUUGAUUGAUAGUAUGAUAUCGGCAAGUAUUAGUGUGCAACUGGUACCAACUCACAUAUAUGACACGACUGGUUGCGACAUAGGCCAACCAAGUGUCUUCAAUCCAAGAAACAUGGCAAAGUACAUAAGGCCCAAGGAGUAUAUCGGGAAUACAGGUUUAAUGCAUGAUUGUGUUGUGAAAAACUUUUUUGGAGUUUUCCAUACGGGUAUAUAUUGUGGUUCUGGUAAUACUCUCAUGCCAAAUGGCUGUAAACAAACUGCAUAUAGUCUUUAUUCCAAUACUGAAGAGCCAAUCCCUUCUAGUGUAGUUCGACUUGAUCUGUUACAUGUAGAAGGUAUGCAGAUGUUUAAAAUUCUGACAAACACUGAAACAAUCUUCAGUAUGAGCUGUAACUGUGUUGAUCCCCGAGGGUUUGUAAUAUCCAGACUCAUUCUAGAAAAUCCAUUUUCCGAAACGAUAGGUCUGUUCAUAAGGCCAUAUAAUGAGUGUCUUAAUUAUAGAGAUCAGCAUUUGCCGUAUAUUGACGGAUCUAUGGUUUCCUACACAAGAGGUAGUGUCCCUAGCAAAACUAUACCUCUACUCGCCCAGCAUGAAAAAUUCUAUUUAUAUCCAGGUACUAAAUACAUAUUCAAGUGCCAGUAUUGUACCCAGGAUAUGUUCCAUAGGGAUAAUUAUGAGUAUACAAAUCGAUCAUUAAAACAGCUUGCAACAGCAUGGAUACCACGAGAUGCCAGUACAACUUAUUUUAAAACAGAGCCAUUUGGACCCAGUAUUCGUUUCAUUAGUGCUAAUUAUGAAGAUAUUAUCAUGGGAGAGAAAGGGGGCUUAACAUUUGAGAUUAAAGAAAAAUACGGGGCAUAUCAAGAACAUCUAGUGGUCACAUAUAGCAGGGGUACCAUUCUUAUAUCCAAGGAUGAAAGUCAACCUACUAGAGUAACAUUUUACUUCAUUUGUGGAAUCCUGCCCUUCAUGAAGCCACUAAUCAAAGAAAGAAACAGACUACUGCUCUCACUAGGGUCUACACCCCCUAGUGCAAAGUCAUUCCCAUAUGGCACUUACAAAUUACUGGAACUAUCGGUAGAGACUACCGAUCCAUAUGUACAUGGUUGCGGAUUAGGAUUUAAAGGUGAAACGCUUUUUAGAGACGACACCAUUACAUAUACGGAACCCACAUCAGGUAUAAAGAGUUGUGUUAUUGACCUUAACGUUAACGAUGAAGGUGGUUUUUACUGCCCACCGCCUUACAUUAUGGAGCCUCCUGAAUGCUUUCACGAUGUAUUUGUCGGCGAUGUUGUGACGAAAUUGAAUAGGAUUAGUAGUGAUUUGUUCGCAUUUCGAUCUAGUCACUUUUCACUGAUACGACUAGAUCGUCUGGCUAACAACGCUAAAGAAUCCAGGAAAACCUAUCCUGCACUGCGUUGUAGAUGUGUGACAAUUACAGGAGAAUUAGUUUCUUCUAUUGUCAUUAUCAAUUACCAGAGCAAAGGUCUUGUUAGCAAGAGAUGGGAGCAUUUUGACCCUGCUAUAUUCUUUUCGCAGCCAUAUGUUUCAAAAGCGACUAAUGUAUAAGGUUUAGGACUACACACAUUUAAUGAGCAUGCUUAUUAACCUAUAGUUAU
Molecule: messenger RNA, 3004 nt
Organism: Babesia bovis T2Bo
Lineage: Eukaryota; Apicomplexa; Aconoidasida; Piroplasmida; Babesiidae
Product: 6-cysteine (F)
Exons: 1
Coding region: 21-2954 (977 amino acids)
Source: RefSeq, a predicted model, not a curated record